AUGUCUGGGGAACCUCGUGUGGACAAAACUGGCACUCAAGCCGGGGAGACCCCGAGGUCUCCCGAAUCAUCUACUUCCAGUAGAAUGGCCGCUUACUCUAGAGGACUAAAAACAGACGUCUUCUAUCAUCUCGGCUUGGACACAGACAUGGAUCUACAUGCUACCUUCGGUAAUGUUAAAUUCUUUGUACUCAUGGGGUCAGCCCAGAGAGCCGAGUACUUCGCCGAAGCUAUGGGAAAUGCAUUAGUCUCUAAAGGAAUGCCCAAACCCGUAGUUGAACGUCUAGGUAAGACAGAGCGCUACAGCAUGUAUAAGGUUGGACCUGUUGUCUCCGUCUCCCACGGGAUGGGUGGUCCUUCAAUCCACAUCCUCCUCAAUGAACUUGCUAAGCUUUGUGACCGCGCUGGUAUCGUAGACUCCGUGAAGUGGAUCCGUAUGGGUACUUCUGGUGGAUGCGGAGUACCUCCUGGCACU
Molecule: messenger RNA, 474 nt
Organism: Perkinsus marinus ATCC 50983
Lineage: Eukaryota; Perkinsozoa; Perkinsida; Perkinsidae
Product: uridine phosphorylase, putative
Exons: 1
Biological process (GO): uridine catabolic process
Cellular component (GO): cytosol
Molecular function (GO): uridine phosphorylase activity
Source: RefSeq, a predicted model, not a curated record